CCCACUCUCUGUUAAGGAGGCUCGUCUCCAUUGUCGUCGUAUAGUUUGCAUAUUCCUUGGCAAAAUUCAAAGCUUCUCAAAGUUCCUGUGAAUACUUUCACUUUCAGUUUGAAAUUCGACACAAUCGGCGAAGAGACACAAAUCUUAAUUUCGUUUCCGUUUCGAAUUUGGUUUGGGAAUAAUUUUUAUAUAAAAAAGGUUAGAAAAGAUCUAUUGGAAGGUUAAAAAAAAGGAUGAAAAAACGAAAUGAACGUGAAGUUGAUAUACGAAAAGCUCAUAUUAAUGGAUUUCGUCCAUUUGUAAAGUAUCAUCCUGUGGGAAGUUAUCAAGGAUGUUUCCAUCAUAGUCAUUUUGAUGGAUAUGGUGUAAAGACCUUUACAAAAAAGAAUCUUGUUUAUGAUGGUCAAUGGAAAGAUUCGAAAUGCCAUGGUCAAGGGACGUUAAGGAAAAUUAAUCAAGACGGUACAUCAGAUCGGUUGUAUGUUGGACAAUGGACCAAUGGGAAACGUUGUGGUGAGGGUAAAAUGUUCCACAAAGAUGGAAUCUAUUAUGGAUUCUGGAAGGAUAACAAACGAUCUGGGAUUGGUAUAAUGUGGUAUAAAGAUGGAAAGAUUUUUUUGGGUGAAUGGAAAAAUGGAUUUUAUGAUGGAGCUGGAAUUUUGAUGUAUGCUAAUGGGAAUCGAUAUGAAGGAUUUUUUGAGAAUGGUAUGAAACAUGGUGAAGGAUUGUACAUUCACAAUGAAACGGGUCAGGUUCAAAAAGGAAUGUGGUAUCAGGAUGUAUGUAAAACAUCGAUUAUGUUUGAUGAGUUUAGGAAUCAAGCUAUAAGACCAACACCAUAUCCUAUUGAAGAGAUCCAACUUUUAGACCCAAACAAUCUUGUUAAGACACUUUUUAGAGAAUAUCUCCCAGAGCCGAUUUUAAAAACAGAAAAGAAAAUCUCCUGCAUCGACUUUAUAAUAAAAAUGAGAACGAAACUUCUGGGUCUCAGAAUUUAAGUAAUCAUCACACAGCGGCGGCUAAUAAACACUCAUCUUCAAAUAUCACAUUUAAA
Molecule: messenger RNA, 1054 nt
Organism: Episyrphus balteatus (marmalade hoverfly)
Lineage: Eukaryota; Metazoa; Arthropoda; Insecta; Diptera; Syrphidae
Product: MORN repeat-containing protein 3
Exons: 4
Coding region: 234-998 (254 amino acids)
Source: RefSeq, a predicted model, not a curated record